Stylonychia lemnae is the source of this 2832-nucleotide messenger RNA. The record is from the annotation of a GenBank genome assembly. Lineage: Eukaryota; Ciliophora; Spirotrichea; Sporadotrichida; Oxytrichidae.
AUGUAUCAGCAAGACUCUUCUAAUUUGCAUUCAGCUGAGAUUUCCUCCAAACUCCUGGGCAUAUCCCAAGUAGAAAAAUUAAAUAAAAGACUUAGAGCAAGAAAUAAUCAUCUGCAGAACAGUAUUGCUGUGCCCGCAGUUUUAGCUCCUUUAACUUAGCGAAGUUUUUCACCCCCAUCACAAAAAUAGUUAAUUGUCCCUAAUAGUAUAUCAAACGUUAACACAUCAUAAAUAAUAGUAAAAAAGUCUAGACAUAUCCGUGAGGCUUCUCAUGACAUUACCUCAACAAUGAACAACAAUAUAACCCCUCAUUAAAUGAUUCAACUUCCUCCAAUGAUUAAAACUCCUAAGGAUUUAUCUGAAAGAGAAUAAUAACAUCAACAGCAAUAAUAUCCAAAAUGUAUAAACUAAUCCCAACUUGAAUCAGAAUUCUGGGAACAACAAUUACAAUUAGAUUUAAAUCAACAAUGUCUAGAAAUAGCAAUAGCAAAUGAUAGUGAGUAACAGCCAGUCAGAUCAGAAUUAAAGUCAGGGUCAGAUAUUCAACCGGUUCACAAAUAGAACAAGACAGAGCCAAAUUCCUACAGGUCCCAGAAUAAAAAGUAUCAUCAUGAGAAGUCCCAAUCACAAUAAUUUACACCUCUAAGUGGUGCACAAUCUUCAAACAUAGCAAAUUAAUCUUAUAGCGUGAAUGCGUCUAAUAAUGGCUCAACUCUUUAAUCUACAGGUAGAAGCUCUCGAGCCUUUUCUCCUCGAUAACAAAGACUAUCAAGUAUUAAUUAGAAUAAUAGUAUAACGCCUUCUUAAAUGGGGAACAAGUCUAUCAUCAACGGAAUCACUAAGCGAGAAAAAAGUGGUUCUUCAAGGGACAGUGUAAGUAUGAAUAAUACUGGUGGAAUGCAACUUAACAGUCCAACAAACUAAUCUUUUCAUGACCCUAAAGACACAAAUAGAAUUAAUCAUAAUAAUUAUGACAAAUAAAAUGAGUAAAGAUAGCAAUCUAUUAGUAAAAGAUAAGAGAAAAUUAACAAAAGCCCUUAGAAAGAUAAUCAUAGUAUGAUGAAUUCAGGGAUGAAUCAAGAUUUAGUAAAUGAUCAAAAUGUGCAGUUUGUCGAUGUCCAAACUUUGCUAUUUGGAGAAAAUCCAGUUUACAUAAAUCCUAAGCAAUUUUUAUUGAAGAAUCAUGAGAUAACUAAAGCAUCAACCAAGUCAUGUGGAAUUAUUAAGGCUUAUGCAGCUAAUACAAAUUAAGGUAUAAUCAGAGAUUAUAAUGAAGAUAGAGUCAGCAUUAUACUAAACAUUGUGAAGCCAAAAAAUAAAAUUCUCCCAUAAAAUGCAGAGUGGCCUUAAAUUUGCUUCUUUGGAGUCUUUGAUGGACACGGAGGAGCAGCUUGUGCAGAUUUUUUAAGAGAUAAUCUUCACAAUUUUGUCAUAUAGAAUUAGAACUUUCCCUCCAACCCAAAAGAGGCAAUCGUCUAAGGAUUUAGAGAGUGUGAAUACCACUUCCUAUCAAUGGUUGAAACUGCCUAUAACAGAUUGCUCGCUUCUCAAGGUACAAGUCAAGGUUCUCUUGGAGACAAUGGAUCUCAAGGAUUAGAGAGGUCAGGAUCAUGUGCUAUUGUUAUAAUGGUUGUUGAUGACACAGUAUAUGUUGCAAACGUUGGUGAUAGUAGAUGUAUGAUGUCAGUAGAUUGUGGAAGCUAAGUAGCUGUAUUAUCUAGAGAUCAUAAGCCAGACGAUGAAUUAGAAAAGCAGAGAAUUUAGUUAGCAGGAGGGAAAAUUUAUCGAACAUAAACAUUCGCAAGGCCUGCUUAAUAAGGAGAAAAAGAUGUAUAUGUCUAAGGUCCAUUAAGAGUUUUUCCAGGAAGAUUAUCAGUGGCAAGAACAUUCGGGGAUAUCGAGGCUAAGUUACCAAGAUUUGGAGGAAACCCACAUGUGAUAGUCUGUGAGCCAGAGAUCAGAUCAUUCAAGAUUAAGGAGAGCCACUUUGAUUUUAUGGUUGUGGGUUGUGAUGGUAUCUUUGAUAGACUAAGUAACAGAGAAGUUAUUGAUACUGUUUGGGAAAGCGCCGGGGAUAUUAUUAAGGGCAAUCAAUUUUAAAAAGGAACUAAUGGUACAUCUAUCUUAUAAGGUAUUACUCCUCAACCUUUAUUAACUUAAAAGCAUCAAAGCCUGUUUAACUCUAUCGACAAGAAAAAGGGAACUCUAAUUGAUUCAUCAAGAUAGUCUAAAUAAAUGAGUACAGCUAAUGGUUAGUUUCCUCAGUAUCAUCAUAAUCAAUAGCAUGCAAUUACAGCACAUUAAGUUGUUGCUGAUGGUGUAGAGAUGGUUUUGAAAAAGGCAGCAGCUUAACGAUCAUUAGAUAACAUCACAGUUUUGAUCUUAGGCUUUCAAAAUCUUGAUAAGGCGAUCCAUAAGUUGAGUGAAGGUUAUAAUCUUUAGUAAAUCAGAGACUAGUAAUUAAUGGAAAAUCAGGGGCUCAAUGGAAUGCUUAAUAAUGUAGAUGAUUUUGAAAUAAUUCCUGAAGAUUUUUAGUUCAGUGUACAUACUAACUAUAAUAAUAAUAUUCCAAAGAUUGAUAAGCCAAUGAGCUAGAAUAGUUUAAUUAAGUCUCAUGAUAGCAAAAGCCCUCUUGGCAACGGAGCUAAUAAUUUAAUCUCUAAUGGUAUUAACUUAUCUGGGCAGAAGGAGAUAAAAAGUGGGGGCACUAUGAAAGAAAGAAGUGGUAAAGUAGUUAUUCAAAAGAAUAAGAUAGACAAUAAGAAAAGCGGUGACUUCAGCACUACAACAGGUGAGGUUGGUGGAACUGGAGUUUUUAUUAACAAUUUUUGA